Messenger RNA from Brassica napus (rape), 1566 nucleotides. RefSeq lists its product as uncharacterized. The record is from RefSeq and is a predicted model, not a curated record. NCBI's taxonomy places the organism in Eukaryota, Viridiplantae, Streptophyta, Magnoliopsida, Brassicales, Brassicaceae. Bases 1 to 1566 code for a protein of 521 amino acids. The transcript has 2 exons.
AUGGCUAACAACAGAGAACGUCUUGACGAUCUCGAAACAAGUAUGGGAAUGGUUCAAGACGAACUCCUCAAACUCACCACCAACGUUAACGACAGGAUUCGAGGCUUGGAAGAUUCCCUCCAUCGAGCUCAUCACAACCGACGACAUGUUAAGCUUGAACUCCCACGUUUCAGCGAGGGAGAUCCAACCGAAUGGCUCACCAAAGCCAUCCAAUACUUUGCCUACCAUGAGAUCACCGGCAACCAGCGCGUCAGUUUCGCCUCCUAUCACCUCACGGAAGAUGCAAACGAAUGGUGGCAGGCGACUGUACGAGCACUUGGUGUAGAUCAGACGCUUAUAUCUUGGGAGACAUUUGAGGGAGAAUUGUGGACACGGUUUGGUCCGACGCGUAUCACCAACUUUCAUGAAGAGCUCUCUAAGAUCCGACAGACAGGAACAUUCCGAGAAUACCAACGGGCCUUUGAAAGACUCCGCAACAAGGUCUCAAACUGGUCAGAGGAAGCGCUUGUCGGGACAUUCCUCGGAGGCCUUCACCACACCAUUGCCGAUGAUGUCCGUAUGUUCCAACCAAAGACUCUGCAAGAAGUCAUGAACUUGGCUCGUAUGAAAGAUGAUCAAUUGCAGAAGCAGAAACGCUUUGCACCCAGAAAUAACUCAUUCUCUACCUCGAGUCCCAAAACAAACACAUCGACACCAGCUACACCGCGUCCCAAACAAACACCUCGCAAACUCAGCUGGGAAGAGAUGAGACGAAAGCGAAGUUUGGGCCUCUGUUUCAGCUGUGAUGAGAAGUAUUCCCCGGGCCAUAAGUGCGCAAACCCACAAAUCUUCAUCAUGGAGGGUAGUGAUGAUACCGAACCCGAUGCUGACAACGCAGACACAGAUGAGGAUUACUCCACACCGGAAAUCACUCUCCAUGCCCUCACUGGCUGGGAUUCUCCGACAACAAUGCGCCUCUUGGCUAUCAUUCACCACCGCCAUCUGCAUGCUGUCGUGGAUAGCGGCUCCACACACAACUUCAUCAGCGAGAAAGUCGCAUCAGACUUAAAGCUGAAGGCGACGCCUAUCAAACCAUUCAAUGUCCGUGUGGCCAACGGAACGCCACUUCGCUGCAGUAGGAGGUUCGACGACGUCAGGAUCCAGAUCGGAAGCGCUCAUUUCCGUAUUACACUUUACGCCCUUUCCUUAGUGGGCCUGGAUUUGGUGAUGGGAAUUCAAUGGCUCCAAAGCCUUGGGCCUAUACUCACAGAUUGGAAAGCCCACACCAUUCAGCUUGAUUGGGGGGGACAAACCCAUCUUCUUACCGGGCUUCAACAAGACAAAAUUAGGCCCACAUCCAGAGAGGAAAUAGAGAAGGAGGCCCGCCAAGGUCAUCUUCUCUUUGCGCUUUGUCCGACGGAGAUAUCACCUGACCUUAAGGAACUCAACGACGACUUACGCUUGAUUCUCGAUGAAUUCACCGGAAUUUUCAAACCUCCCGAGGGUCUCCAUCCACCGCGAGACAUCGAGCACGCCAUUACGCUCAAAGAAGGGACUGAUCCCAUCAACGUACGUCCUUACCGAUAA